AUGGCUGUCGAGCGUAUUGGUUCCAUCAUCAAGCAUCUGGCCCCAGGGUCAGCGAUUAAUCAGAUUCAGUCUAAGAAUCCUGAUGACAUCGUCAUUACUCUUGCGGUUCGAACGCCGCUCACCAAAGCUCGCAAGGGCGGAUUCAAGGAUACCAGCCUUGAGUACAUGAUGUAUGCUCUUUUGAAGCAGGUUCGCGAGCGCAGCAACCUCGACCCAGCUCUGGUUGAAGACGUCUGCUUUGGCAAUGUCUCCGAUGGCAAAGCUGCCUACAAGCUCCGCGCUGCGGCUCUUGCUGCUGGCUUCCCCAACACUGCCGGAGCCAGCACCGUUAACCGAUUCUGUUCCUCUGGCCUGAAGGCAAUUGCCGACAUUGCCCACUCCAUCUCAAACAACUCUAUCGAGGUUGGUAUUGCCGGUGGUGCCGAGCUCAUGUCCGCCCCCGGCGACCGUCUUGAGCAGCCAUUCGACGAGACUAUUCUCAAGGAAAGCCAAGAUGCUGCCGAUUGCAUGCAGCCUAUGGGCUGGACCAGCGAAAACGUCGGCCGCGACUUCAACAUUCCCAGGGAAGAACUGGACAAGUACUCUGCCGUGAGCUUUCAGCGCGCUGAGAAGGCCCAAAAGGCUGGUUGGUUCGAUGACGAGAUUGUGCCCAUCACCACCAAGGUCAAGGGUCCUGACGGCGAGGUUAAGGAAGUCACUCUCACCAAGGAUGAGGGUAUUCGACCCGGAACAACCGCCGAGGGUCUUGGAAAGAUUCGAGCUGCCUUCCCUCAAUGGGGACCCCUGACCACGGGCGGUAACGCCAGUCAGGUUACUGAUGGAGCGUCUGCUGUCAUUUUGAUGAAGCGAUCUACUGCCGUUAAGCUCGGCCAGCCCAUUCUGGCCAAGUACGUCGGUUCUACUGUUGCCGGUCUUGCUCCCCGCAUUAUGGGCAUCGGACCUAGCGUUGCUAUUCCCAAGCUGCUCGCCAUUCACAACAUUGCUCUUGCUGAUAUCGACGUUGUCGAGAUCAACGAGGCUUUUGCCACCAUGGCCGUCUACUGCCGUGACAAGCUGUCAGUAGACUGGGAGAAGAUGAAUCCUCGUGGAGGUGCUAUUGCCCUUGGCCACCCCCUGGGUACCACCGGUGCCAGACAAGUCGUGACUGGAUUGAGUGAGUUGCGACGCCAAAAGAAGAAGAUCCUUCUUACUUCUAUGUGCAUUGGUACGGGUCAGGGUAUGGCUGGUCUCUUUGUGAAUGAGGCCGCAUGA
Messenger RNA from Pochonia chlamydosporia 170, 1251 nucleotides. RefSeq names its product 3-ketoacyl-CoA thiolase. Gene Ontology annotation, biological process: phenylacetate catabolic process; fatty acid beta-oxidation. The transcript has 3 exons. Bases 1 to 1251 code for a protein of 416 amino acids. Gene Ontology annotation, cellular component: peroxisome. Lineage: Eukaryota; Fungi; Ascomycota; Sordariomycetes; Hypocreales; Clavicipitaceae. The record is from RefSeq and is a predicted model, not a curated record. Gene Ontology annotation, molecular function: acetyl-CoA C-acyltransferase activity.